This is a messenger RNA of Hyposmocoma kahamanoa, 1430 nucleotides long. Its product is annotated as cathepsin L1-like. Gene Ontology annotation, cellular component: lysosome. Bases 1 to 1230 code for a protein of 409 amino acids. The transcript has 8 exons. NCBI's taxonomy places the organism in Eukaryota, Metazoa, Arthropoda, Insecta, Lepidoptera, Cosmopterigidae. Gene Ontology annotation, molecular function: cysteine-type endopeptidase activity. The record is from RefSeq and is a predicted model, not a curated record.
AUGUUGAUAAUUGUAAUUUUAUUGAAAAUAUCUUUAAUCAAUUGUAAUCUAAAUAUUAGUGAUACUGCAAAUAAAAUUAGAUAUCUAUUAAACAGUUGUAAAAAUUCUAGAUUUAGACGGUGUAGUGCAAAUGCGAAAUUAGAUAACUUUGUUAGUAAAACUUUAGAUGUUUUAGAAAGAACUGAAUAUAUUGGUGACUAUUUGAAAAACCUUAAUGUUAGCCAGUGUCCCAACAAAAGUCUACAAAGUGAUAAUUAUAUUAAUGAACAUAUUUUUAAUGGCAUGCCAUUGCAUAAAGAUGUUCCUGAUUCUCAUUGGCAGGAAUACAAGAAAGUAUACAAAAAGCAGUACACGUCCCGAUGCCACGAAAAAUCAGCACUGUCGACGUGGAAAGAGAAUCUACGCAAAGUGAUUGAACACAACCGCCUUUUCUUGGAUGGAAAACUCACGUUUUCUUUAAAUUUAAACCAUUUUGGUGACUUGGGCGAAGCAGACUAUUUCAAGAACAUCCUGAAGUUGAUAGACACCGUUCCCCUUUUUGAUCCGGCGGAAGAUCACCAUAGAUCAGCGUUCAGGAGAAAUGCUCAUGUCAGGGUUCCUAGAAAGGUUGACUGGCGAGCGCGAGGGUUCAAACCGAAGCUUGAAGAGCAGUGGCAUUGCGGAGCUUGCUACGCCUUUGCUGUUACACACGCGCUGCAAGCUCAGCUUUACAGGAAACACGGCGAUUGGAGAGAACUCAGUCCUCAACAAAUAGUAGACUGCAGUUAUACAGACGGCAACAUGGGCUGUGACGGUGGUUCCCUUAGAGCAGCACUCAGAUAUGUCACUAGAGAGGGAUUAACUUCUGAGUUGCAUUAUCCCUAUAUUGGAAAGAAAGGUUUCUGCCACUACAAUCGCCUUUUCAAACAUGUGAAGCCUCGCCGAUGGGCGAUGCUUCCAUUCGGCGAUGAAGCAGCAAUGGAACGAGCGCUUGCUACCAUCGGACCUUUAGCGGUUGCUAUCAACGCUGCACCAUUUACCUUUCAAUUAUAUCGGAGUGGUAUCUACGACGACCCGUUCUGUAUACCUUGGGAAUUGAACCACGCGAUGUUGCUGGUAGGAUACACCCGUCAAUAUUGGAUACUGCUCAACUGGUGGGGAAAGAACUGGGGAGAAGAUGGAUACAUUAGGAUCAGAAGAGGCUUCAACCGCUGCGGUGUUGCCAACAUGGCAGCCUAUGUAGAAUUAUAAAUCACCUAGCAAACGCUGUAAAAACGAGAAGCUAAAUUCUCCAUUGACUUACUGUACAAUUUCGUGUUAGAGCUUUUACUAUUUCUUUCUUGUGCAAUGUAUGAACACUUCAUACUACCACAUGUGUACCGAUUUAUUAAAUCGUUGCGCACGCCCUUGUAAUAUUAUUGAAUAAGAAACGUGUUACACCUGGUUCAGUC